AUGUCUUCGUUCCUUCACAAGACCACAUUUUGGCAAGUCAGAUCUUUUGGCGUACUCCUACUACCUACAUACAGACAGAGCCUAAAAAGCAAGGCUCCAGAGAUCAAGACAGCUAAGAGAUGGUCACGGGAGGCAGAGGAACAGUUACAGAAUUGCCUUGACUCAGUGGACUGGGCCAUAUUAAAGAACUCAUCUGAGGACCUGAACGACUACACUGGGGUGGUUACAGGCUUCACUAAAACAGUUGUGGAUGACUGUGUCCCCACAAAAUCAUUCAGGGUUUACCCCAAUCAGAAGGCCAGGAUGAACAAUGUCAUCCGGAACCUGCUCAGAACCAGAUCAGAGGCAUUCAAGUCUGGAGAUCAAGAUUGCUACAAUAGGUGCAGUAACUCUCGACCAGUGCACUGCAGAGAAGCAAAGAAAUGUUUUAAUUAUGAUCUUAUUUGUGAAAACUCAGGUUAUGAGGUUCGUCAUUACAAUUCAUCAACAUGGAUUGCAACCAACGUAACAAGUUUUUUUAUGGAAUUUGCCAGCUAUGAAGGAUUUACAAAACUCUUUCAAUACAUCCAGGGCAAAAAUGAAGAAGGCAAGAAAAUUAACAUGGCAGCUCCUGUUCUGCUUAAGAUACCUGAAAGUGAAAGAAUAAUGGAAAUGAAGAAUUACACUGUCCACUUUCUGUUGCCAGAAGCUUAUCAAGAAAACCCUCCGACGCCCACUGACCCUGAUGUUUAUUUUAUUGAGUUCCCAAAGAUGUAUGUUUUUGUGAAAUCCUUUGGGGGUUCGUUACUGACAUGGAAUUCAAAAUUUUAUUCCUCAAGACUGAAAGCAGAACUGAAUAAAGCUGACCAAAGUUUUAUCUCUGAUUAUUACUAUGGCACUGGAUACAACAGGCCCAAGAUGUUGUUUGAUCAGCACAAUGAAGUGUGGUAUGUUGCAGAAGGAACUCCAGAGUGUUCAACUUUAGUCCCUGAACACACCACAUAG
Mobula hypostoma (lesser devil ray) is the source of this 984-nucleotide messenger RNA. RefSeq names its product heme-binding protein 2-like. The transcript is spliced from 6 exons. Gene Ontology annotation, molecular function: heme binding. Gene Ontology annotation, cellular component: cytoplasm. The coding region runs from base 1 to 984 and encodes 327 amino acids. The record is from RefSeq and is a predicted model, not a curated record. NCBI's taxonomy places the organism in Eukaryota, Metazoa, Chordata, Chondrichthyes, Myliobatiformes, Myliobatidae.